AUGUACACCGCCCGCUCCUCCCCCCGCCUAACCUACCGCGCCGUCGAGUCCAGCGACGAAGCCUUCCUCUGGUCCCUCACGACAAACCACGAAGACUGGCGAAACUUCAACCCCGUCAUGGACCGGCCGCCAACCAAAACCUACAUCUCCGACUGGCUCAAAAAGAUGAUGACGGGCUCCAUGCUCGCAGCCAUAGUCUCCCUGCCCAAAGACCCCAGCAACCCCAACAGUGCAGAAGACACCCCCAUCGGCAUCGUCAACAUGGUCGGCCCGCUCCCCGGCCUGGAAUCCCACCACUGCAGCCUCUUCGGCCUGAUCCUCUUGCCGGGAUUCCAAUGCAAAGGCUACGGCACCGAGGCGUUCAACUGGGCGGUGUGGUGGCAAUUCGAGUGCGCGAAUAUGCAUCGGUUGGAGUUGUUUGUGGCGGAGGGGAAUGAGCGGGCGAUUCAUGUUUAUAAGAAGGCGGGGUUUUCUGUGGAGGGGUGUCGAAGGGAGGCGAAGUUUUUUGAGGGGAGGUAUUGGGAUAUCUUUUUGAUGGGGUUGUUGGUGGGGAGUGGAGAGGCAGGGAAAGGGGGGAGAAGGGGGCUGUGA
Molecule: messenger RNA, 591 nt
Organism: Zasmidium cellare ATCC 36951
Lineage: Eukaryota; Fungi; Ascomycota; Dothideomycetes; Mycosphaerellales; Mycosphaerellaceae
Exons: 1
Coding region: 1-591 (196 amino acids)
Molecular function (GO): acyltransferase activity, transferring groups other than amino-acyl groups
Source: RefSeq, a predicted model, not a curated record